This is a messenger RNA of Kockovaella imperatae, 1628 nucleotides long. Its product is annotated as oxidative stress survival, Svf1-like protein. Gene Ontology annotation, biological process: response to oxidative stress. The coding region runs from base 202 to 1485 and encodes 427 amino acids. The record is from RefSeq and is a predicted model, not a curated record. Gene Ontology annotation, cellular component: cytoplasm. The transcript is spliced from 9 exons. NCBI's taxonomy places the organism in Eukaryota, Fungi, Basidiomycota, Tremellomycetes, Tremellales, Cuniculitremaceae.
AAGCGAGCCGCCACCUCCCUUGGGCCAACCAAAGCGGCAAGCGCACGUGGCCUGAGACAUCUUUAAAGACGUCACCGCGCAUCCGUCAGUCAUCACGGACUCACUCACUCACUCCCUCUCUAUUUGACAUACGUCAAACAUCGCGUCGACGACCACAGUCGUAAUUACUACGAAGCAUCAUCCCUCCUCUGAACUUCCAAGAUGUCCUGGUUCAGCUCGAAGUCUGAGAAGAACUCUGCAGAGUCAUCCGGAAAGCAAAACUUUUUCCCAGUCACUGCGUCUCAUCACGGAUUCGGAGCCCUCACCGAGCAAGAUACGACGUGGUCAUGCGCGAACAAUCGAGGAUUUCAAACUGAGACUCAAGUAUGGUAUUCUGUCUUGGGAGAUGGGUCUCUUCUCCUCGUUCAAGUGAUCUGGACCUACCUAGGAGUAUUCGUCGUCCCUGCCACAGCGCAAAUGACAUUCAAGUACUAUAAUCCACACACUAAACAGGCAACUUGGAAAAGUAUCAACGCCUCGGGAUUCAAGCCUCACGGAAGAGGAUGCAAGUCGGAUCAAUUUGAGAUCAAACACACGGGUACACCUGAAGGCGAAGAGAGUUACGAAGUCACUGCUUCUCUCGAUAAGAAUGUCCAGAUCUCAGUCUCUUUCAACCGCCCUGCCAGUGCUCCUGGAUUCAAACUUGGUUCUGGACCUACGGGCGGAAUCUCCACGUUUGGCACGCAUGUCGAGGAUGGAAAACGAGACGGUUUUGUUGUCCACCGAUUCCACCCCAUGUGCCAAAGCACUGGAUCCAUCGUGAUUGAUGGUGAAGCCAUUGACACAAAGGGAGAAGCGACGUUCAUCCAUGCCAUUCAAGGCAUGCGACCUGACACUCUCGCAACUCGAUGGAACUUUGCAUUCUUCAGCAGUGGCGGAGGCAAGGAAGAGAGCAAACUUGGCAGCGUUCGGGCCGUGCAGAUGGAGUUCGAGACCACCGACUCGUACGGUCUGAACGGUGCAAAGUCCGGUAGGGUCAAGGUCAACGUCGGCGCCAUCUACGCCUCGGCUCUCAAUCCUCAAGCAUACCUUGUCGUGGGACAAGCAUCUUCGGGUCCGGCUUCAGAGUCUACCCCUGAGAGCUCCGAGAUCUGCAGCGCUCAACACUUUGGAGGCCUCAAAGAUAGCCACACGGGAUACUCAGCACCUACUGCUAUCGAAUACAAAUGGUCCGGAGCCAGUCGAGCCGAGAAGAGCACCCAGACAUCCGCUCAGCUCAAAGUUGAGAAUCUCACCAUUACAGAAGGUGAAGGUGGCUUGAUUGAAAAGGUCAAUGUGCUUGCCGAAAUACCAUAUGUCAUUAGAAAGGCCUUGUCAGCCGCCACCGGGACGAAGCCAUACAUCUACCAGUAUCUCAACCCUGCCACACUCAAGGUGGACAUUGCUGGCGAGUCGACCGAUGUCCAAGGAUGGUUAUUCAAUGAAGCGAGCUUUGUCUCUCAAUAGGCCCGUGCAUCAUGUUCGUCACUCUCAGCUUGCUCCUGCUCUCUUGUUCGGAUCACACAGUGCUUGUAGUCGAUACAUGUAUUCUUUAUCAUUAAUGAUGAGAAGCAUUGCUUCCGGGAAAAAUGCAAUUUGAGUGCCACACG